Molecule: messenger RNA, 1249 nt
Organism: Caenorhabditis sp. 36 PRJEB53466
Lineage: Eukaryota; Metazoa; Nematoda; Chromadorea; Rhabditida; Rhabditidae
Source: the annotation of a GenBank genome assembly
AUGAUGCUCGCCGUCUCCAUCGAGUCUCGUGUGCUCUAUAAUCGGUUCGAGCCCGAUCGGAUCGUCGAGCAGCGUGGAGGAGCUGCCGCUUCAGCCGCAGAGAACUCGUUCGACUACGACGCCAAUCAGUGAGUUUGCACAUCGAACGACGGAAGCAGACAAUGAGAAUGAGCGUUCAGAAUCAUCCGCAACACGAUGAAGCGCAACCGUCAGUGUCUUCUCAACGCCGGACUCUCUCAGGGAUGCGAUUUUUCGGAUCUACUUCAGGCGCAGACUCAGGCCCGCAAGUUCAUGAGCUUCGCUGGACCGGGAAAGUGAGCUGAUGCAUGAAGAAAAUGAUCGGCAAGACAAUAAUAGUGCGCCAAUUCCAAUUAAUGUUUCCACCUCCUCGACUCAUCUAUUCAAUUGUAAAUAUCCAUAGCCCCCCUCGAAGCUUUUCCGAUCUCUCUGUCUCGUUAAUCUCUGUGUGUCUCCCUCUCUCCCAUUGUCACAAUCACCAUCAACCGUCGCCGAAUGAAUGAUUAGCACUGUUAACUCCAAAGUUGCGUGUCAAUCGCAAUGAAGGGCUGUAAAAUCGUGUCCCCCCUAUCGCUUCUUUUGGCAGGAGCAGCCGGCAGGAGCAGUCACAGCCUGUUUGUUAUCAGUCUUUCGGUCCAUUUGGUGACAUGCCGACGGUUAAACUUCAACCAAACAGGUUUCUUCUAUUUCUCGUUUUAUUCACAUGUCUGCUGACAGAAUGCUGCACCGCUUUAAAGUGUUACGACACUGGAAUGGCGGUAAGUGCUUUUUGGGUUGCUCGAUUGGGGACGAGAUAUGUCUCUGAAAUUGAUAUUGUACUGAUUUGAUUCAAUUUUUCCCGGACCUAAUGCCGGCUAGCGAAUCAUUUCAAAGACUUUCAAAACUCGACUGCUCCACAAAAGGCAAUGAUUGUGACAAUACCAAACUUUAGGAGCAACCAUGCGAACCAAUCGACUUGUGGUGUAUAAAGAUUACGAACGGAUCAUCAGUAUCUCGAGGAUGCGCGAAUGUCUAUGAGUAUUGUACCGACGAAGAUGCGGGGUGAGUGCGGCCGAGGUUUUUCAUGAAAAAGUGAGGCCACGACUUUAGAUGCUACCCGGAGCGCGAAGAGAACGGAGUGAAAGAGAAAUGGUGCUGUUGCCGCGGCGAUUUGUGCAAUUCGGUCUCAAUCCCAUCGCUUCUUCUCCCAAUCUUUUCGGCGACAAUAUUGACAAUCUGGUUUCAGCUUUAA